AUGCGUGAGCGCGUUACUUUUGUGCACAAGGACCAUGACCUUGACCCGGCGGCGUUGGACAUUCAAGAAGCCGGGUUAUCAGGUCCCCAGAUCGAGACUGUCCGCCAGGACAAACUCACCAUCCCCUUCGAUGAGCUGCCUCGGGAGCUCACCGACCUGUUCAAAGACUAUGACUCUGUCCACGUCAGAUGGGCUAGCCCCUUGAAGCUUGAAACACUGGAUCCAUUUGCCUCUCGAAUAUCCCCAGGUCUUCACGUAUACUACACUCCUACGUCCUCGAAAUUAUGCAACUGGCUUCAAAGAUUCGGUCCGCUGGACUGCUCAAAGCCCGAGGCGUUCACCGAGUUCAAGCAAGACAGCUCCUCGACUUCCCCUGAUUUCUCCUUUUACCAAGGAGUAGAAGAUCUGAAUUCUUUCGUUGCCACCAGCCUGCAGGAACUUUGUUCUGAUGCUGACACUACCUGCAAUGCUCGACUGCGUAGCCUCUACACGGCUGCCAGCUUGGAUUUGUCCUAUGAGGCCACCACAAAGUCCCUUGUUGCCUAUGCCACAUGGCCUCUCCGUUCCCAAACGGUUACUGUCCCUGCGUCUCCGGGGAGAAGAGUAGAGGUUGGCAUUUUCAUCAACGACAACUCUCAGCCAAACAUGGAGAAGCAUGAACUUGGGGUUGCUGGCGUUCUGAGUGUCCUCGGUGAGCAAAAGAAGCCUUCGCCAGCCAUGUUUACUUUCCCGUCCCGACACCGACAGAGCGACUCUGUUUUUGGCUCCAAGUUUCUCAGCCCGACUGGCUUGCAUCCUACGCUUCAGUUGAGCUUCAGCUCCAACCAGGCCCCGGGCAGUGAGGGAGAGUGUGCGCCAUACGCGUUCUUGACAUUGCCCAAAACUAUUUUUGCCGACCGAUAUCAGUUAGAUGAUGAUUUGUUUUUGGCCUCCAAGAACCUCACUUCAUUGCGAUACACGACUCUGCCCGUUGAUCUGGAAGCACCUGCAUACACCACCGAGACCUGGGGGUCCAGUAUUCUUCUUGAACUGGCCCCUCCUGGAGCCGAGAAAGAUGAGCCUUGGAGAGCUGAGGUUCCGCUUCACCUGCGGUAUCUUGAGCCUUCUGCAAGCGGUAAAGUCGAUAUUGAGGUCCCGUAUCCAGCUGUCUUUUGGGCAUGCUCCUCCGGGGCCGAAACCCUGCAGAAUCCGUUUGAUCGACUUCAUGUGGGAUAUGACAGGCUUUUCCCUCGCGAUACCGUCUUUUGGCACGUCGCUCCCCAGCCGGAGAGUGACACCAGGCUCAUGAACUCGGUCACGGUGCCGGUACUAAAAGAGGAGGGAGCAGACUGGAUCACCUCGGGUACGACUGCAGCUGUUGCCCUCGGCUUUAUCUGGGUUCUGUGGAAGUUGGUCAGCGUCAUGAUGAAUUCUGGAGGGAAAACAAACAGACCUCGUGGCCAGGCUGCCCAGAAGAAGGUCCAAUAA
Fusarium vanettenii 77-13-4 is the source of this 1467-nucleotide messenger RNA. RefSeq lists its product as uncharacterized. The record is from RefSeq and is a predicted model, not a curated record. The transcript is spliced from 3 exons. NCBI's taxonomy places the organism in Eukaryota, Fungi, Ascomycota, Sordariomycetes, Hypocreales, Nectriaceae. Gene Ontology annotation, molecular function: mannosyltransferase activity. Gene Ontology annotation, cellular component: endoplasmic reticulum membrane; glycosylphosphatidylinositol-mannosyltransferase I complex. Bases 1 to 1467 code for a protein of 488 amino acids. Gene Ontology annotation, biological process: GPI anchor biosynthetic process; protein processing.